AAUGAGUUCCAAAUCUCAACAAUUCAACAUUUCAAUAGAAUGAUAUUCUUACUAAUUUUUAAAAUCAAUUUGUUCAAAACUCAUGAAAUUGAUGAAUAUUUUUGCUGAAAUUUUAUUCAACUGAGGAAAAUGAAGGCUGCAGCUGCAGCUGACAGCAAAAAUCAUAUGUUUUGAAAUGCUUCCUGCCACGUUAUGGCUGCCAAUAUGAUUACGGUUGUUUAUCGAAUGAUUGAAUUAAACUUAAAUUUCCAGAAUUACAAUUAAGUUCUUGUAAAGUGCUCAAAAUCGUGUGUUUUCUAGUUUAUUCAUCUUAAAAUGGGCUCACAAACAUUAGAACGUAUAAUUUUAGGAUUACUUUUUAUAACACAUCUAGCCUUCGGUGUAGAACUAACCUUCGAAUUGCUUGACAACGCCAAAGACUGCUUUUAUGAGGAUAUAAAAAUUAACACGUCAGUUACUGUUGAAUAUCAGGUUGUAACAGGUGGAGCUUAUGAUGUAGACGUAACAAUAGAGAAUCCAAAAAGCGAGAUAAUUUACAGGAAUACCAAGUCACAAUUCGACAGCCAUACUUUCAUAGCCGAUUACAGUGGAGUGUUUGCUGUUUGCUUCAGCAAUGAAUUCUCAACGUUCUCCCAUAAGUUAGUUUACAUGGACUUCCAGGUUGGAGACGAACAGCCUCUGCAAGGGCUUGGAGAACAUGUAUCUGUUAUGACUCAGAUGGAGUCGUCAGCUGAGUUGAUUCAUAAAUCGCUGAACAGCAUCAACGAUCAUCAAACUCACCAUCGGCUGAGGGAGACGCAGGGCAGGAAGAGAGCCGAAGAUCUCAACGAGAGAGUGUUCUAUUGGUCGCUGGCUGAAACACUCACAAUUCUAUCAGUCACCAUCGGACAAGUUCUCGUGCUCAAGAAUUUCUUCUCAGAAAAGAGGCCGGCACAAUACAGUAGAUUGUAGUAGAAAAUUGUAAAAUACAAUGUUUGUUCGGCCAAAACUUGGAAUUCUAAAUCAUCGAUUACUAUUGAGAAAGCUUCGUGACCUUGACUCAUAAUGCAACGAUGGCCGGACAAACAUUGUAUGAAUUGCGAUGAAACAAUUGGUGAAAAUGUGCAAGGAGAGUGCUUGUGAAGAACAAUCAUUAGCCUAUUGUGGACAUUAGUGUGUGUGUGUGAAUUGUUCUCAAAUUAAGUUUGUAUGAUCACUAGUUUAGUUUGUGUGAUUGACUUGAUGUUAUUGUGCUGCUAUACAACUUUCGAACUUCAUAAAUUAACUGGAUUAUGCUUUAAAUUUAGUAGAAUGUGUUAUAUUGUUUCUCAAUGACUCAUAUUGCAACUGAAUCUUCAUUUGCAAAAAGGAUCAGAGUUUCCAUCAUAAAAUAAUCCCUUCCAUAACAUAUCUAUUAUUCCAUCUUAGUAUAUAACUGGUUGUAGCCCAUUCAUCAUCUUUUCCGUUCGUUUUUUUCAUUCUCUCAUUCUUCUUCUACAAAUUAUUAUGUAAGUCUUAAAUUCUUAGUCAAGUGUUGAAUUUUGUUAAAAUUAAAAAUUACAAACCCCAUUAUUAAAA
Nilaparvata lugens (brown planthopper) is the source of this 1557-nucleotide messenger RNA. It is a transcript of the gene p24-1, whose product is annotated as transmembrane emp24 domain-containing protein 3. Lineage: Eukaryota; Metazoa; Arthropoda; Insecta; Hemiptera; Delphacidae. The record is from RefSeq and is a predicted model, not a curated record. The transcript is spliced from 5 exons. Gene Ontology annotation, biological process: intracellular protein transport; endoplasmic reticulum to Golgi vesicle-mediated transport; Golgi organization. Gene Ontology annotation, cellular component: endoplasmic reticulum-Golgi intermediate compartment; Golgi apparatus; COPII-coated ER to Golgi transport vesicle. Bases 316 to 951 code for a protein of 211 amino acids.